ACGCCUACCAGAUAAAAAGUGCAACCGAGAGUGGCGUUGUGGAGCAGAGCAGGCAAGGAGAGGGGAAUCUAGUCUGCACGAACUGACUGGCUGUGUGUGCCUUUUUAGUGUUUCUUUUUGAGUCCGUUUUGGGUUAUUUUGCGAGGAGGUUUAAAUGUGACGCUUCGACGUGACGUUUAGACAUCAACAUAGCCGCGAGAUAAUCAGCACCAUUGGCAGCAGGUGCGAUUCGAAUGCAUGCCUAGUUCUUCGUUUCAUCUAAUUCAGUUCAGUGUUUUUGCCAGUCUGUGAUAUGACUGAGGUGAUGAUUACCAGCACCCCCAUGGAGGACAUGAGGCUCAGUCCCACCAAGGACAGACUUUCCUUCCAGAUCUUCCCCGACCCAUCUGACUUUGAGCGCUGCUGUAAGCUCAAAGACCGCCUUCCCUCCAUCGUGGUGGAGCCCACGGAUGGCGAGGUGGAGAGCGGCGAGCUCCGCUGGCCUCCCGAAGAGUUUCUAGUCAGCGAGGAGGAUGAUGACGACGACGAGCCCAACCACGGUGCCGUCCAAAAUGGACAGGACGCCGUGAACUCCCAGCGUUAGGAUCCACGUCGUACCUUCAGAUGUCAACCCUUCCUCCGCACCCCUCACCUGGUUCACGCUGCACCUUAAACCUUCCCAGCUGACGCAACUGAUACGAAGCAAUACACCCUUUUUGUCGCACUGCCACUCAAUGGGACGCCAUUACCACACUUGAGAAAAGACUGGGUGUUAGGACUGCACUCACAUUGGGGCCACAAAAUGGCUCCCUUCCAGAAGAUGAACUUUUUAACCGUAUAAUUAUGUGUUCACUUUCUGGAUUGCUGUUAAGUAUUUGUCAAUGCGCGAGAGUGUUUAACAGUUUUGUUUAUCAUGCGUGUCGAAUGUGCCGAGGAUUUUUUUUUUUUGUUCAUUUUCCAGUCAAUAGUUGACAUCUACGUACUGUUCGUAAAGUGCCAGAUGUUAACUUAUAGACUUGUUUAUUGUUGUCACAUGGACUAGUGCACAAUUUUGCCUCAUUAGUAAUAUGUAGUAGAAAAAAAAAAACACAAGUCAGCCUUUCUAAAAAUGUCCCGAAAACAUUGUGGCAUGUUACUUUUGACGAAAAUUGUGAAUUAGUUAAGCUAGUAGCUGUGCUUUUUGUCUGCUUAGCUGAUGGGUUUUAAGCAAUUGAGCAAAGGAAAGGAGGCUUAAAUGCUAAGCGGAUGCUGUUAGCCCGCCCUGGAAAGCCUUAUGACUCGACCGUGUGAAAAUGACAAAGGUUACUGUGUCUAUUUUUUUUUUUUUUUUCUUCUCCGCAUUGAGCUAAUGUCGUAAAUAAUGGAUCCCGUCACAAGUGAAUGCACCAUUCUUUUCUUCCAACUUUUUUUCAAGCCACUGUACUUUUUGUCACCACGUAGCGUUGAUAUGCAAGGCCAUUCAACAUGUUCCACCUUAAAUGUCAAAAAGUCAUGGUUUCAUCCACCUGUAGUUCUGACGUGUAGUUCUUGUGGCAUUAGGGCUGUGUACAGGACAUCUGUUUUUUGUAAAGCUCAGGGAGAAUAGCUGCCAUCUUUUUGUUUUAGUCAUUGUAUUUAGACCACUUUUUUUCCCUCUGUUACAGAGGCUGUAAAUAAACUUGAAUUUGCUAAA
Messenger RNA from Corythoichthys intestinalis (scribbled pipefish), 1651 nucleotides. It is a transcript of the gene lbh, whose product is annotated as LBH regulator of WNT signaling pathway. Lineage: Eukaryota; Metazoa; Chordata; Actinopteri; Syngnathiformes; Syngnathidae. The transcript is spliced from 3 exons. Bases 293 to 583 code for a protein of 96 amino acids. Gene Ontology annotation, cellular component: nucleus. The record is from RefSeq and is a predicted model, not a curated record. Gene Ontology annotation, biological process: positive regulation of DNA-templated transcription.